CGUUGUUUCUUCUGCUUUGUUUCGUUUUGUUUACUUUAAUGCUUAAGUUUUUUGGACGAUGUUGUGCUAUGAGAAAUCCGUUGUUAUAUUUGAUUUUAUUUUCAAAUAUUUUUAUAUUUUCUGAUUCUAAAGUUUUUAUAAUUGAUGAAAAUGGAAAACCAUUAUCGGAUGUUAUUGGACCCCUUAACGAAGGCUCACGCCUAUCAUUGUUGUGCGAAACAAAUGGAGGUGUCCCUUCCAUUCUUACCUGGUGGAAAGAUACUUUCCUCCUUGAUGAUAGUUUUGACACACUGCCAAGAGGAAAUCUGCGGAAUGAGCUGACAUUAGCUUACUUAGAUAGAGGAGAUUUGAUGUCCACUUUAACAUGUCAAGCUGCUCUUCCUAAUGCCACAGAAUCAUCUGAAAAGUCUGUCAGUCUAGAUUUAAAUUUAAAACCAUUGAAUGUCCAUAUAACAUCACUGCAGCGUCCAUUGUCAGCUAAUCGCCGUACCACCCUCAAGUGCCAAUCCAGUGGCUCUCGACCUCCUGCCGUCCUGACCUGGUGGAUUGGGAGUAGACAACUGCUGAAUGCAACUGUGGUCACUUAUGAUUCCACUACAAUCAGCAAACUUAUACUUGUGCCUACUGCAGAUGACCAUGGUCGUGUUUUGUCUUGCCGUGCUACCAAUCCAAUAAUGAAUGGUCACAUAUUGGAAGAUCAUAGAGUUCUCAACAUACAUCAUAUUCCUGUGUUAACUGUAACUUUUGGGACUGCCAAUGCCUUCAUAGUUGAAGGUGAUGUAGUUUAUUUCGAUUGCAACAUCGUUGCAAAUCCUCCAGUGACUGAGGUUGGAUGGAGAUUCAAUGAGGAGCCUAUGUACACCAACAUCAAUGCUGGUAUCAAAAUUCAGAACCGGUCAUUGCACAUUCAUAAAAUCAGCCGCAAAUCUACUGGGAACUAUUCUUGUGUUGCUGCCAAUUCAGAAGGGGAAGGAAUGAGUGAAAGUGUUGCUAUUGAUGUGCAUUAUAUUCCUUCUUGUGCAUUUCACCAGCAACUUUCAUAUGGUAUUCCACUUAGAGAGUCAGUUAAUAUAAAAUGCAGCGUUGAAGCCAAUCCUCCAGAUGUAGCUUUCUAUUGGUACCUGAAUAAUACUUUUCGACAAAUUCCACUGAAAGACUUUGUUGUAAAUGGGACAGAAAGCAUUUUGCAAUUUACUCCCAAAAGAGAAAGUGACUAUGGGCACAUUAUGUGUGUAGCUGAAAACACUGCUGGUUUGCAAACUGAAGCAUGCUGUUUUAAAGUGUCUCCUGCAUCUGUUCCCAGUGCUGUAGAAGACUGCAUUGUUAUGAAUGAAACAGUUAAUUCUGCUAUUGUAAGCUGCAUUCCGGGAUAUGAUGGUGGUCUUAAUCAGGAAUUCCAUAUUGAACUAUACAGUUCUUCAGGCUUAGUGGAAUCUGCUGUAGAAAAAGAAUAUCCUUUGUUUGAAAUUGAUUAUCUUCCACCUGGAACAUCAUUGAUUGCUGUUGUUUUUGCAACUAAUAGUCUUGGGAGGAGUAAUGCUGUUGCUUUUAGUGUCAAUACGAAGGCUGAAAUAAGGCCUGAAAAAGAUAAAUUAAAACUCCCAAUCAGUCCUGUUUUGGGAGCUCUCAUUGCCAUUAUAGGAGCUUUGGUGUCCAUUUCUGUAAUUAUUAUUUUGUGUUCCAAACACUGGUCGGCCAGACUAGGUGAAGAAAUACCAGAAACUCCUACUGCUUGGGAACCUAGCGAACUGAAACCUGGCCAUCAAUAUAUUUAAUUAUCCAUUUUUAAUUAACCGUGAUAACUGUGUUCAUGUGACUAAGUAUUGUGAUGUUAGUGGUAUAGUAUUUUCAAGAAGAAAUUUAUUUGUGUACUAAGAUGACUUCUUGAACUUAUUUUUUAAAAUAAUUUCUAGUGAUUUUUUUAGUACUUUAGUUUGUUUGUGAUAGUUUUCAAUGUACAAAACAUAACUUUAUCAAAUGCAUUUUGAUACAUUCUACAUGGCAUUUAAGAUAAUAUUCUAGUCAGUUGAAAGUUAAAUAUGUAAUACAUUUUUGUAUUAGUUGUAUUUUCAUAUUAGAUUUUUUAUGUGUAUUUUGAUGAAGAAUUGAAUGCAUUUUGUCAUUAAUUUAAAAGUUAUGAUACUUUUUAUAUAAUUCAUUUUAUUUAUUAGUCGUUCUAUUUUAACUUCAUAGCAUUAUAAUAUUCCAUUAUCAAAAUUUCAGUUAUUAUAAUUUGUUCUGUUUGUCAAAUCUAUGAAAAAGAUAAUGCUUAGGUUAUUUAUGUAAACCAUAUAAAGAGUUUUAAUGGUGGUUGCUUUAGAGUAUAAGAAAUUUGAAAUCUUCAGCUUAAAUGACAAUUAUAUUGAAGAGAAGCAUUUCAAAAAUAUUGUGAUAUAGUCUAAAAUGAAAAUUUAUUAGGUAAAAGUGAUUUACGUCGAGUCUGGGUUAUCUGACAUAAACUGAAAUUGGCAGUGUUAAAAAAAAAAAAAAAAUGAAAA
This is a messenger RNA of Argiope bruennichi, 2498 nucleotides long. RefSeq names its product hemicentin-1-like. NCBI's taxonomy places the organism in Eukaryota, Metazoa, Arthropoda, Arachnida, Araneae, Araneidae. Gene Ontology annotation, molecular function: protein binding. Bases 39 to 1775 code for a protein of 578 amino acids. The record is from RefSeq and is a predicted model, not a curated record. The transcript has 9 exons.